Messenger RNA from Alosa alosa (allis shad), 1650 nucleotides. RefSeq lists its product as uncharacterized. The transcript has 3 exons. The record is from RefSeq and is a predicted model, not a curated record. The coding region runs from base 557 to 844 and encodes 95 amino acids. NCBI's taxonomy places the organism in Eukaryota, Metazoa, Chordata, Actinopteri, Clupeiformes, Clupeidae.
AUUAUCAUGUUUUAUGAGUGGCCUAUACAUAGUUGCCAAUACGUUUGCUGAUAGAAAAUAGAACUUCAAUUUAUGUUUGUUUUAUUGAAAUUGAAUUGAAAAUAAUUCCGAGUCUUGUACAAAUAAAAUGAAAUGAGGAAAUGCCACUUGCCAUUUCUUUAAUUAUCAGAGGAGUUUCUAAUUGUAAAGUUAAUUGUGUAGAUGGAAAUGAUGGAAAACAUUAUUGCAAUGGGCUAUACAUGGGUGGAGACACUGGGUAUCUUAACGAUGACAUACUGAUUUGGCUGGUGAUUGUUGUGCUUGGCAGCGUCAUCCUUGUCCGAGGACGAUCUGGAUGGUGCUCUAGUUCCCCUUGGAUUAUCUGGGCGUUUACGUAACGUUGUUUCGUAGAAAAUGAUGUAGUUGCUUUUAAUGUGCGGCUUACCACUUGAAACAGGGCUUUCAUCCCUAGUUCGUCAAUCCGUCAGGAAAGCAUGUCCUUAAUUCAGGAUGAAUUUGCCUUUGGAUUCGAUUUUGCAUUAGAGCUGAAUCUGUUUGCAAACCUUUUGGAGAGGGGAUGUUAAAGUAUAGGCAAUUCGGGUCUGACCCUACAGUUGCAGUUAUGGGAGUGAAGGUUUUACAGUGCUUUCCCUUCUACCGCCACGGUAAAGGCCGCGGCAAAGGAAGACUUUGUCCACCCUCAGCAGUGCCCUCUGGGGAGGUGAAGCCGGAGUUCUCCUCCUCCUCCUGGGCGUGUGACAGUGAGGGAGGUGGCAGCGGUAGCGUGCGCCGGGUCUACCUCUCCCAGAAGGCCCGGAUCAGCUACCGGCACCAGAUGGACAACGUGAUAGACGCCACCUACUAGCCCGACUCCCGCCCACCCAGCAGCCUUCAGCACAGCCGUGCCCAGUGAGUCGUCCGUGCCCUGACCUUCCCAGUGGCCCCUCGGUGACAUGGCCCCACUCUUUUUUCCGUGACGGCGGUUCAUCUGAUGGGGCUUGCUUUUUUGUACUCCUUAUGAUCGGAACUGUCCAGAGGAUCAGGAAUAGUGUAAUUGUGUUCUAGCUGUGAUUUGGGGCAGAAAAAAACUCCAGUGUUUCUUGCUCCCCUAGAGAUAAAUAGAGAUAAAAGUAUGUUAGGACUGUAGAGAGCUUCAAAAUGUGAAGGUGACGUUGUUGAUGGUGCUUUGGGUAUGUCAUGUGGAUAUGGAGAUUUCAAGUAAAAAGAAAUGACGUAAAUGCAAAAUAAGCAGGAAGUGUGUUUACAAAAAUUAGCCUGAAGUGCAUUUUAGUGUCUCUUUAGUGCAUUUUGUCCAUUGUCUCCUGUCUUUCUUGUCCUGUGUCUCUGUGAAGGUAUCUAGUGGAGUUAUAUGUAUUUAUUCAUGUGUGCUUGUGAGUGUGUGUGUGUGUGUGUGUGUGUGUGUGUGUGUGUGUGUGUGUGUGUGUGUGUGUGUGUGUGUGUGUGUGUGUGUGCGCGCGCGUGUGUGAAUGUGUGUGUGUGUGUGAGUGCAUACGUGCGCAAAUGCUUGUUUAUGUAACUUACUUACUAUGUGUGAGUUAAGUUUCAUUGUAAGCUAAUCAGUCCCAAUAAUUGUGUCUACUGUGUUCUAGAAUGGCUAUUUGUUUGCUGGAUGUUCUUUUUUUAUAAAUAAAAUUGUGACUAAAACAUUGA